Phyllopteryx taeniolatus (common seadragon) is the source of this 4660-nucleotide messenger RNA. It is a transcript of the gene tspan4b, whose product is annotated as tetraspanin 4b. The record is from RefSeq and is a predicted model, not a curated record. Lineage: Eukaryota; Metazoa; Chordata; Actinopteri; Syngnathiformes; Syngnathidae. Bases 303 to 1010 code for a protein of 235 amino acids. The transcript is spliced from 8 exons. Gene Ontology annotation, cellular component: membrane.
GACGGACCAGAGUCAGACAUCUGGAAACUUUUGAAACUAGGGUAAAGCUUCCCAGAUGGAAAAAUAUGUGAAGUCAAAAGGUUGGGAAUCAGGAAGGACGACAAACUAAUUGGGGGAAGGAGGCGACCACAGUGGAAGAAGAUCAUAGUAGAGAAGAGCAAAGAAAGCUUAUCGAAACGUUCUGCGUCAGGGAUUCUCCUCCUGAAGAGGACCUGGACAGGAAGAGGAAAACGAAGGGAUUAACAAGUUUGGGAAUACAAAACGGAACCUACCAGCAACAACAUUAGACAGAACUGAAACGCAUGCUCAGGAUGUCAGUGUCUCGCAAAUGCUUGUGCUGCGUCAAAUAUGUGAUGUUUGUCUUUAACCUCAUCUUCUGGCUGGGAGGAUGUGGAUUGUUUGGCGUUGGAGUCUGGCUGUCCUUCACACAGUCCGAGUUUUCAUCUCUUCCUCUAUCCUUCCCAUCGCUCUCGGCAGCCAAUCUGCUGCUUGUUGCUGGCGGGAUCACUAUGGUAACGGGCUUCCUUGGCUGCCUCGGAGCCCUUAAGGAGCAACGCUGCCUGUUGUUCAUGUUCUUUGUGAUCCUGUUGCUCCUUGUCCUGACAGAAGUCGCUCUAGCACUGGUAAUACACAUCUUUCGAGAUCGGCUGGAUUCCAAAGCACAAGGUCAAUUAAAGGAGGGAAUGAAAAAUUACGAAUCACAACCUGGGUUGAAAAAAUCUUGGGAUAAUGUCCAAAAAAUGUUCAAAUGUUGCGGCGUUACUAACAAAACCGACUGGUAUGACGUGCUCAAUGGAACACUGCCAUCGUCCUGCUGCUCCGUCGGGAUUGACCAAUGUACUGACGGAUGGAGUGAGCCUUGUUACCAAAAGGCCAGGCAGUGGCUUCUGGAUAACAUUCCAUCAGUUCUGGUGUUUGGCGUGUGCAUCGGUGUGGUGCAGAUCUUGGCCCUGGUGUUCUCCAUGCUGAUGUACUGCCAAAUCAUGUGUGCUGAAAAGUAUUUGGACUGACUGUGGACCUGCUGACUAGCUCAUUAAGGGAGGGGCGCUGCUAAAAAUGCCAUUCUAGAGUUACACAGCCAAACUGACACAUGGCUUCAGUGGAAACCUUUUGGAUAAUCGAAUCUGAAAAAAAGCUUUCAAUUGUUAAUCAAACAUUACAAAUUUUUUGUCUUUUUUUUUGUUUUUUUUGGGGGGGGGGCAUAAUAAAGCCAUUGAAGCAAUCUGAGCAGGUGAAGCAAAAACAAACAAACAAACAAAUAAAAACUCAUGGGCAGCGCAUGUCCUCUUUCUACGUGUCAUAAAUCGAUACAUUAAAUCUGAUCAAUACAAUUUGAAGUCCAUCUGCUUUGGACAAAGCCAAUUGUAAUUAUUUAUGGCUCUUUAACAAGAGGCUUAGCAAAGCCAUGAGUUUCAUCCAUCCAUUUUCUGUAUCAUUGUCAUCAUUAGGAUCACAGGUGAACUGGAGCCUAUCCCAGCGGACUUUUGCAUGUUUUUAGAAUGUGGGAGGAAGGAGUACCUGGGGGAAAAAAAGCCUAUGUGAGCACGGGGAAACAUGCACACGCCACAAAGAGGGUCCAAGCCAAGAUUGGACCUCUUGACCGUGAGGCAGACAUGUAAAACAACAACUCCACCAUGUUGCCAGAUGCUGAUUAUAUGAAGAAAUUUAAAAAUGCUUACCACCCAGACAUGAUGAGAGGUAUACAGUGCUUAACACAUUUAUGAGACCACCAAACCAAUAUGAGGUUUAUGCAGCAGCUACCCUAAAGUAACAGUACUGGUUCUUCUUAUUCUACUCUUAGAUUCACCUAUUCAUGGAUGUAUUUAUUUUUUUUAUUUUUUAUUUCUAUUUGCUGUUUUUGCGAGGAACAAACCUGCCACCAAUUUGAUUUCUAGUGCCUCUGAUUAACCCCAAAUCAAGUUCAGGUGUUCUACUUGGGUUUUCCUGACAUGUUUUGCUUUCUUGCAGAAAAGCCUGAAUGUUUUGAGCUAACACUGACUGGUAUUUGGAACUAUUCAUAAUUUUAAAAAAAAAGAAACAGCCCCAAAGCGUGAUACUGCCACCACCAUGCUUCACUGUAGACACGGUGUUCUUUUGGUGAUGUGUGUUUUGUUUGCGCCAAGCGUUACCUCUUGGAAAUAUGACCAAAAAGCUCUACCUUGGUUUUAUCACACCAGAUGCAUAUUGGACAUUGCAAGGGUGUGUUUUUUUUUUUUUUUUUUUUGUCUUUAUAAAGCUUCCAUCUUGCCACACUACCUCAUAGCCUAGACAUAUGAAGAAAAUGUAAGAUUGUCACAUGUACUAAACAGCCAAUACUUGCCAGAAAUUCUUGCAGCUCCUUCAGUUUUGGCGUCGGCCUCUCGGCAGCAUCCCUGACCACUUUUCUUCUCGUCUUUUCCUCAAUUUUGGAGGAAGGUCCAGUUCUUGGUAAUGUUACUGUUGUGCCAUAUUUUCUCCACUUGAUGAUGGUUGACUUCACAGUGUUCCAUAAUGGUAUAUUAAAUGUCUUGGAAAUUACUUUGUACCCUUCACCUGACUGAUGCUGUGGAAGCUGUCUGCUGGCUCUGGCUUGUGCUUUUAGAUGUGACAAAAAAGAUAUCAAGAAAAGCCUACUAGAACAUCUGAACUUUAUUUUAUUGAUCUAAUCAUUGGCACAUUGAAUAGUGGCAGGUGUAGGCUGCCUCCCAUUUAACGAGUUCUAGUGUGUCACUAUCCGCCUUGACACCUCCAUGGAGACACAGCCACAUCCCCACUUAUAAGAGGGUGUUCAGACUUGUGCAACCACAUUAUCUCAGUUACGUUCAUUUUUACUUUCCCCCACUAAAAUAGUUCAUAAUUCUCAAUUGAGUUUGACAGUUUUGAAAUGGUUUAGCUUGGUCUCUUAUUUUUUUUUUUUUACCACAAAAUGCUGGCAUUUGAGCAGGGAUGGAUACAAUUUAAUCAAUUGUAGAAGCUCUUUAACUGAUACAUUUUAAAUGCAAAAAAAUAUACUAUACUAAUUGUGAGCCAUUAAUUUUCUAAUUAGCUGUUUUACUAAAAUAGUCAAUCACAUUAUUCCUUGAAUAGUUUUUGUUUUUGCUUUGCUCCGGGUGUACCCAUGAGUAAUCUACUUUAACAUAAUUGUAAAUACAUAUUAACAGCGGUGAAUGGGCAUUUGUUGCCAGCUGACUGAGGUUUAUUACGUAUGUCGCAGUGUCUAGGCUACACUGAAGAAAAAAGAAUUAUUACACUGAGAAUAAAGUUUGAAUUUUAUGACAAAACGUCAUGAUUUUUUAGAAAAUGCAAUUUUCUACACACAAAAAAAGGUCUCGGGAGAACAACGCCUUCUGAAAUGUAUACCUGUAUUACCUCCCACAUUGUUUUGGGGAAAAUAUCACACAGAGUGCGUCUGGGAAGUAUAAAGUGUACUUCACUUUUCCACAUUUUAUGGCCCAGCCUUAUUAUAAAAUGGAAUCAAUUAUGAACAAAGGUUUUUCUUGUUUAUUUGUAUUCUUAACAUAAUUCAAAAACGUUUUUUGUUGUGUGUAGAGUUUUGGGGGGGUGAAUUAAUUUAUUCCAUUUUCGAAUAAGGCUGUAACAUACUUUACGCGGAAAUGCGCGGAUGAACUGUACUUUGGUCUCGAGAGAGAGACAACAGCAACUGCUCAUCUGAAGACUGGUACAUUUUGUUUUGUGAGGAAAUGUUUGUUUACUUGCGAAAAUGUUUUUCCCUGUGUAAAAUUAUAUAUAUAUAUAUAUAUUUCUUUUCAGUGCGGCUAUUUCUCCUCUGUAAGAUUAGGCCACCAGUAUUAUAGACCACUUAAGUAUUUGAUGCAGUGUAUUUCGCCGUUAACAUCGCAAUUAUUUUGUUGCAAACUAAAAUUACUCUAUUUUUGCUUGGAGGAGAAAUAUUUUUACUUCCAAUGAAAUAUUUACAAUACUCACAAUUUUGAGUGACAGCUUUCUUCAUCAAGUUCUAUCUUGUCAUGUAACAGGUUAAAAAAAAAAAAAAAAAAAGAUCUCUAUAUUCCUGAAGGUUGCUUAUCCAACUUGUAUGUGUCAUUACAAUAAGGAUUUGCAUAAUAUAAGCCUUGCUGCAGAUGUGGCAUAUUUGUGAAAUGAAAUUAUUUCUGCACAGUUUCCAGGCUGCUUUGUUUAAACAAUUAUCCGAGUUUGAUUUGAUGAAGCCUUAUAUUUUUGUGAUGCUUUUCAAUUUGUUACCGUGCCUCAAGUGUCAUAUUUUGCGUCUCCCUCUUUUCGUGUGUGUGUGAUUCAUAUUUGACUGCACUAAAUCAGCUCUCCUGGAUAUUCCCCAUCUGAGCUGAAAUGCAACAAAAAGCAUUAUACAGUAACAUGAUACCUUCCAGUGGACAGUUUUAUUUUUUUUACAGCUCAAGAUCGUGUUUUCAUAUAAUCAAGUGAAAAAAUGUUUCAUACCCUCUGUCCUCUUCAAAAUAAAAUUCAGUGCAAAAAACAAAGUUGAUAAAAAAAAUUAAAAAAAAAAAGUUCAUCAAGCCAUCAAAUAUUUUGGGACUGAUGUGUAAACUGUCCAUGCAUCAUAAUCUUCCACUAAUGUACCACUCAAACAGUGCUGAUGCUUGAUUCCAUUAUUAUCCCGUGCAUGUUAUUAGAGAUGGUUGUUUCUUCAGGCUGUAAAUAAAUAUACUGUAUGUGUAUUUUA